This is a messenger RNA of Laccaria bicolor S238N-H82, 1236 nucleotides long. RefSeq lists its product as uncharacterized. NCBI's taxonomy places the organism in Eukaryota, Fungi, Basidiomycota, Agaricomycetes, Agaricales, Hydnangiaceae. The transcript has 3 exons. The record is from RefSeq and is a predicted model, not a curated record. Bases 1 to 1236 code for a protein of 411 amino acids.
AUGUGUCUCAAUGACAGGCGCAACAUGGAUGAAGAUGACAUCAGGCGCAGCUUUCGAUCCCACUCCGCACUUCGAGAACAGAGGAUCAGUUCAGACGACAUUGAACACGACAUCAGGAGUUACCUUGUCAAGACGUUUGAUAAUCAUCUUGAGAAGAACCCGAAUUUUGUACGAGAUCGCACCUUACGGGAGGAGAUCAUCAAAACUCUCGUCGAAAAUGCUAAGGGAAUCCAAUUACUCAACAUCGCGGAAAUGGGUGAUGAUUGGGACCCAGAUAAAACUAUCAAUGAUCCUUCAAAACUGAUAUCCGGCUGUGGUCACCUGCUCAGCACAACCAUUUCUGGGGGAAAUCAAUUCGUCGCUCUUACACACCAGACUGUUCAACAAUUUCUCACGUCUGACCCAAAUUCUCUCGAUACCACAACUCUCCCCCAGUAUCAUUGCUACCCACUUUGUGAUGCGUUCAUGGAAAGUGCACGAAUUUUUCUCAAAAGACAUCAGAUACGGGGUUGCCCAUACCUUCCUACAACGUGGAGAGGGGAAUGCGAAUUGGUCAAUCGUUGGAGAAGCAAUUCGGUUCUUGAAACAAGUUCCUCAGAUUUUCUGUCCACGGUGUUCAACGCCCCACUGAAGGAGAAUGCACGACCUGGGCCCUCACUUGUGUUUCCGAAUGCGACAGAUGUCAUAGCCAUAAACUGCCGCUUCAUCGACGUUGAGGACGAGUUUUACAUUUUGACCUCUUCACAACCAGCCGAAUUCUCGAGGGGUCCAUAUGUCUUGGAAGAUGUCUUUCCGCGACUUACCCAUUUCGAAAGCACUGAGUCUGAAUUUUGGAGUACUCCAUCUGCAGUCCAUUUACUGCAUGACCGACGAGCCACUACCAAGCCUGUGGGGUACCCCUUUCAAACGAGCGCAACCCACGUUAUUGUAAAGGAUAUCGACUUCAUUCAUGCAACAAACAGCAAUUGGACUAUUCGCCCCGGUGUCGAAACCAUUCCAGGGGUAGUGACCCUACCUGAACCCCAGACGAUCUACUUCUUCGCAAGCUUUAUCAAUCGCAAUGUCGAAAUCUGGUCGUCUGACUGCGCGUUUAAUGAGGUAACUGGUCAACUUACUUCUGUUGGAGAACCCGAUUGGAAAAGAAUUUUUCCGAAAUUACCUCCCCCUCAAGAACUUGCACGAGAUCCUGAUGAGUGUUCAACAGGAACAAGCAUCAGCGAGGAUUCAGUAGAUUAG